AUGCGGGGCGUCGAUGUCCUUAUAAAUACUGGUAUUAGCGCGGGGGAACCGCCGCCGCGACCGACAACGCCCCUCCAGGAGCGUGUUGGCGGGUUCGUCGCCAAACAUCAUACUAAGCUUCUUGUGAAACCUUUGCUCAAGCGCGACCUGAUGGGAUGCGUACAAGACGGCCUCUCUGUCGAGGACUUUGUCCGCGACAUCUGGCAGUUCGAACCAGAUCGCCUCGAAUGGGAGAGAAAUGAACGAGAUCUACAGCUGAACCCCAUAAUUGCGGCCGCAUUCCAAGCUACCAUGGGACACUUCGAGCCGGAACGGUAUCCCCCUUUUGUCAUGAUGGUCGACGACGCGGUGCGCAAGCUCAUAGACACGCUGGGCCUAAAGCCGCCUUGUCCCUUGGUGUUCGAGCCCCUCGGAGACAGGAAAAUCAAGAGCGAGAGGAACGAGCGCAAGCCCGAUGUGAUCGGCAUGCCUCCCCUGAUUGCAGACGCCUGGCAAGAGUCGCAGGCGAACGAUCCAGAGAGGGAGAAGAUGCCAUUGAAGUUCUCGAUGGUGGUCGUGUUCAUGGAGCUCAAGCCAAUCUCGAGGAAGAAAUCAGUAACUAUCGAACCUUCACCGAAGAUGGUCUCUGAGCAGCAGAAGGCAUUGGCGGGGACACAUGCGGGACUGAAGCGUAAGGCACAUUCGCAAGAGACUCCGCCAAGUGCAAAGCGGAGGGCCCUCGAUGCCACGGACAGCACCAGCACCGGGACAGGUUCGUCCAGCUCCGUGGAUCAGUUAGGGUCUCCAGGCACCGAGCGCACGACAUCAACGUCGACUUCUCUUGCCGCGUAUCGUAGGCACAGCAGGGCCGCUGCUGUGGCUGUGAAAUCUGAUAUAGAAGCAGAAGUCGAGGAGGAAGGAGAGGCAGUCGAAGAGUCAGCUGCCUCGCCGUCAGCAGGCACGUUCGCCGAUGAGAUACUGACCCUACGAGCAGUCGAGACGACCGAGGUGGGCGCUUCUCGCGUCAUUGCCAGUAGGAAGCUCCUUGCAGACGCUAGGAAGGAUGGUGGUAAUUUGACCAAGACCAAGAAGCGCAAACCACUGGUGCUGACCUCAGACGAGCUACAGGCUGCAAGCUAUGCGUCAGAAUGUCUGGCGGAUGGCCGACGCCGGUAUACAACAGGGUUCUUUAUCCGGGAUCUGAUAAUGUCACUCUGGUACUACGACCGGAUGGGCGUGGUCAGAUCGCAGGAGUUCAACUUGAUCGAAAAUCCGAGACUGUUCUUCCUUGCUCUGGCGGCGGUCACGGAGUGCAACAUGGAGCGGUUCGGGUACGAGCCGAUGAUCCGCCCACCGCCGACAUUGGUGUCUCCCACAGUUGGACCGCCGAUGCAUCUGGAUGAAUGGGAGAUUCAGAUCGACCAAGGCGUCGACGCAGACAAUAUUCUGGUUCCCGGCGUUGUGAAGAUGAAGAUUACGGGAGAUCCACUCUACGUGCAGCCUGGGAUUGUGGGCCGCGGGACUUCCGUCAUACCUGUGACCGUCAUUCCUGGGCACGAAUUUGCAGGGCUGGAAGCAGGGAAGAAGCUGGUGGUGAAGUUCAGCUGGCCGGCGGCCUCGCGUGUGGAUUCCGAGGACAGUCUUGUGCGGCGGAUCAGCAAGCGUAUUGGAGUGAAAGAGGCACAACACAUCACACCGAUGCGACUGUCGACGAUGUUAGAGGGCGCGAGUCUGGGCUUGCCACGGAUGGCGGAUUCACUGCGGAAACUGUCAGGAAGUGUCGAAGAGCGGGUGCUCCGCGUAAUCGUAUGCGACCGUCUCAGACCUCUGAAGGAUCUGGAGACCCUCCCAGAUUUCCAAUCAGUUUUCCUCGACCUCGUUCGAGCGCAUCGCCUGGUCUUCAGGAGGGCCCAUGUCAUUCACCGAGACUUGAGCAUCAAUAACGUCAUGUUUGGCCUGACUCCGGAGGGCAAGCCAUACGGUGUGCUUAUCGACUGGGACCUUGCGAUCGAUGUCGAAGCAAAAGCUGGUGUUGGGCAUGCUGCGUCUCCGUCACAUCGUACAGGGACAGGGCCCUUCAUGGCUAUUGAACUUCUGCAGACUAUGAAAGGCUCUCCUCACUUCUACCGCCAUGACCUGGAGUCGUUCUUCUACCUGCUAAUUUGGUGCGCGUGUGGGUUUUUGCUGCAUGGGGAAGAAGUACGAGAGCGGAAGGUCAUGGAGGAAUGGACGGUGGAGACAUGGGAUAGAAUCCGGAAGGACAAGAACGAUCUUUUUAACCCUGACAGUUUAGCUCUCGAUUCUUUGAAACAGGCCAUAACGAGCCCGUUCAAGCCGCUAUGGGACCAUUGGAUACAACCACUUGCCAAGAUGAUCUCGUAUGCGAGAAUUGAUGCUAUAAUCGAUUCUAGGACAGGCGUGGCGAGCGACACUGAAACACUGGGAGGACGUAUGACCUACAGGACUUUCAUGCAGACGUUAGGCGUGGAUUUCGGCAGUGUGCCACACAAUCUGGACUUGGACUUGCUUGACUGA
Messenger RNA from Heterobasidion irregulare TC 32-1, 2514 nucleotides. RefSeq lists its product as uncharacterized. The record is from RefSeq and is a predicted model, not a curated record. Lineage: Eukaryota; Fungi; Basidiomycota; Agaricomycetes; Russulales; Bondarzewiaceae. The transcript has 3 exons. The coding region runs from base 1 to 2514 and encodes 837 amino acids. Gene Ontology annotation, molecular function: protein kinase activity; ATP binding. Gene Ontology annotation, biological process: protein phosphorylation.